UACAGAUUACAUUGAGUAUUCCAAAGGAAACUAAAAAGAAAGCCCAGCAUGUUCCCGAUGAGCCCAAUUGCCGGACCGGUGAUCAGCCUGAAGAAGGGUCUCGACCCGAACCGUCGCCCAUUCCUACUCUCCAGAGAUGCUGCCUGUCCCGCUGAGUUACUCCAGCAUUUAGUUGUCUAUUGUCGGUCAGGUGCUGCCCGCGUUGCUCGUCCCUCCCCCAGCUCCGGGACUUGUUGAGGGGGAGUGGUGUAACUCGGCAAUAAAAGCCCACCCGUCCGUCCCUGUGCCGUCGGCUGUUGCGCCCCCUCCGCUAGCAACGCGCCGAGCCGUCGGCUUGGUCGAGGGCUUUCCCAUCGGAGAAGUGAACCGGGUCAUUCAUUCCCUGAGCAGGAAUGAGCCUUGCAUUGAACUCCAGCCUGGACGGGCGCGAUGCUUUCAGUGGGCGUCCGGGGCCAGACCCCGCCGGCAACGAGAGCAUCGCGCUGCGAGAAGCGGCAGAAAACGACCUGGACGUGGACACGGAUGUCUAUUCCAAAGUGGUGGUCACGCUGAUUUACAUCGGCCUCUUCGUGCUGGGUUCGCUCGGGAACUUUAUCACCAUUUAUACUCUGAUGAAGAAGAAUACUCUGCAGCACUUGCAGGGCACCGUGAACUACCACCUGGCCAACCUGGCUCUGUCCGACCUCCUCAUCCUGUUGCUCUGCAUGCCAAUCGAGCUCUACAACUUCAUCUGGGUCCACCACCCCUGGGCCUUCGGCGACGCCGUGUGCCGGGGUUAUUACUUUCUCCGCGACGCCUGCACAUACGCCACGGCUCUCAACAUCAGCAGCCUGAGCGCCGAGCGCUAUAUGGCCAUUUGUCACCCGUUCAAAGCCAAGACCCUCAUGUCCAGCAGCCGCACCAAGAAGCUGAUCUCCCUCAUCUGGCUGUUGUCCUUCCUGCUCGCCACCCCUAUGCUCUUUACUAUGGGAGAGAAAUACGCCAACCCCGUCCCGGAUCCGGAUGAAUUGAUCUGCACCACUAUCGUGGACGAAGUGACUGUCAAAACCGUCAUCCAGGUAAACGCAUUCCUCUCCUUUGUCAUCCCCAUGGUAAUGAUCUCAGUCUUCAACACCAUCAUCGCCAACCAGCUGAUAGCAAUCUUAAAGCAUGCGGCUCCAGAGAGCGGGGUGUGCAUCGUCGAGGGCCAGCAAAACACACUGAGCAUUGUGGUGGAGCCAAGCCGGAUCCAAUCCCUUCGUCAUGGAGUCAAAGUUCUCAGAGCCGUGGUCAUUGCCUUUGUGGUCUGUUGGCUUCCGUAUCACAUACGACGUCUCAUGUUCUGCUAUGUGCCUAAACAUCACUGGACAGAAUUUCUCUAUGAUUUCUAUCAUUACUUCUACAUGGUGACAAACAUCCUCUUCUAUGUCAGCUCAGCCAUCAACCCUAUCCUGUACAACUUGGUCUCUGCAAACUUCAGACAAAAUUUCUUUUCCACCCUCAGCUCCUACUGCCUUCACAGGCAACCAAAGCCCAAGACUCGUGCAAUUAGCAGAAAGUCAAAUAGUAUUUCCAGCAAUCAUACUUACUCCAACGUUCUCACCAAAGAAACAAUGUACUAACUGAUAACAAUUAAAUUCAAAUAGUUAAUGAAGAAAUUCAGAAGAUUGGUAAUUACUGACAUGAAUUUUGGCGAACUAAGAUAUUCUCCAAAUUAUGUAAUUACAUUUUUUCCUAAAUAAUGGGAUGUUAUUAUUAGAAUACAUUUGUACAAUUUCAAAGGCAAUUUCUUGGAGUUUCCAAUCAAUCAGUGUUUUUCUUUUUACAGCAUAGAGCACAUGUGUGUAAAUGAUCACAGGAUUACAGGUGCAAUAGACAGUUGCCAUGGAUUCUGCAAACUUUGCUCAAGUUCAAUAGACAUACACUAAAGCUCUAUUUAUCUGGCAUGCUCAGGACUAGGGUGGUGCUGAUGAGCAGGUAUUUUGGACUAUUGAAUGUAUUCCAACACUUAAUACACUUUCAAUUUAAGACGCAAAGUGCUGGACUAACUCAGUGGGUCAGUCAGCAUCUCCGAAGAAAAAGGAUGCAUGACGUUUCGGGACGGGACCCUUCUUCAGUCUGAAGCCCGACGCAAAUGUAAUUUACUCUUUUUCUCCGGAGGUGUUUGCCUGACCUCAGUUACUCAGCACUUUGUAUCUAUCCACCCAUCACUUGCCAGGAUUUUUCACACCCCCCACUUCUCUACCAGCUUUCUCCCCCUGACUACAGUCAGUCUGAAGAUGGGUUCUGACCCAAAAUGUUGCCUGUCCAUGUUCUCCAGAAAUGCUACCUGACCCGCUGAGAUACUCCAGCACUUUGUG
Messenger RNA from Leucoraja erinaceus (little skate), 2339 nucleotides. RefSeq names its product neurotensin receptor 1 (high affinity) (gene ntsr1). Gene Ontology annotation, biological process: neuropeptide signaling pathway. The transcript is spliced from 4 exons. Bases 393 to 1601 code for a protein of 402 amino acids. Gene Ontology annotation, molecular function: G protein-coupled neurotensin receptor activity. Gene Ontology annotation, cellular component: plasma membrane. Lineage: Eukaryota; Metazoa; Chordata; Chondrichthyes; Rajiformes; Rajidae. The record is from RefSeq and is a predicted model, not a curated record.